Oncorhynchus tshawytscha (Chinook salmon) is the source of this 1498-nucleotide messenger RNA. Its product is annotated as interferon alpha-inducible protein 27-like protein 2B. Gene Ontology annotation, cellular component: membrane. NCBI's taxonomy places the organism in Eukaryota, Metazoa, Chordata, Actinopteri, Salmoniformes, Salmonidae. The transcript is spliced from 4 exons. The record is from RefSeq and is a predicted model, not a curated record. Bases 189 to 461 code for a protein of 90 amino acids.
CAGCACCCUGUCAAUCAAUUUUCCAAUGCGGAAUGGUUGAAAUGUCCAAUAUGCGCACCGAGAUGGUUACAGACACACCCUAAAUUGGCGCACCUAAGUUUCGUUUCCCCAAAAAAUCUAGGCACUGCAUUAUUUAACCCGGACCCAGUCUUUUCCCCUGCAGUCACUGAUACAGUCACUGAGGAACCAUGGAACUUCUUACCUUUAUUGCGGUCACAGUAGGAGCAGGGGUAGCGGUGGUCUUUGCUCCAGCUACCCUAGGCGCUGCAGGGUCUGUAGCAGCCGGCAUGAUGGCAUCCGCAGCCACUGCAAGUGGCGGUGGUGUGUUGGCUGGAAGCACCGUUGCCGUUCUGCAGUCGGCAGGUGCAGCAGGGUUAGCUGGGUCUACAACCGCAGUGGUGGCUGGUGUUGGCGGAGCAGUGGGAUGGCUCACCGCUACAGCAGCUGGACUCAUCUCAUGAUCCAAAUAUUGAUGAUUGAUUCUCGUCUAAGACAAUUUUAAUCACAAAGAUCACCUCUUUAAAUAUAUAUAUAUAUUUUAUCCUUUAUUUAGGGAUACAUAUAAACACUUGAUAAGACGGUGAAGGAAUGCUUAGUGUUAAAAAAUAUAUAUUAUUGAAGUUCAUAUCCUCAAUAUUGUGUGCAAUGAAGGCAAAUUAUGACUGACUUGUUCUGUUUGGACAUCUUGGUCAGCUGCACUUUCAAGCCCAGGGCUUUUUUAUACUGUACUUUUUACUUUUUCAUAUUUCAGUUUAAUACAUUCUUUAUCUCAAUCAAAGGUCAAGUGUUGCCAGAUAUAAUGUAAACAUUUGUCUGUCGUCUUUGUCUCUACAUACAGUAUGUGUCAGCUAGGGAUGGAAAUUAGUUUAGUCUUCGCAACAUGAUGUUUUCCAAUUGAGUUGAUUAGGCUGAUGUCUUCAAAUCUGCACCUCACUGGUCUGUUGUACAGUGCAGUGGUGUAAAGUACUUAAGUAAAAAUACUUUAAAUAGUACUUAAGAGGUUUUUUGGAGUAUCUGUCAUUUACUAUUUAUAUUUUUGCCAACUUGUACUUUUACUUCACUACGUUCCUUGUUACGGAUACAGGUAUCCUGGGGGUAUUAGUAGGCGGCUUUCUUCAAAUCUGUACCUCACUGGUAUGUUGUACAGUGGUGUAAAGUACUUAAGUAAAAAAUACUUUAAAUACUACUUAAGAAGUUUUUGGGGGUAUCUGUACUUUAUUUUACUAUUUGCCAACUUGUACUUUUACUUCACUACAUUCCUAAAGAAAAUAAUUUACUUUUUACUCCUUACAUAUUCCUUGACACCAAAAGUGCUCAUUACAUUUUGACAGGAAAAUGGUCCAAUUCACACACUUAUCAAGAGAACCUCCCUGGUACUCCCUACUGCCUCUGAUCUGGCGGGCUCACUAAACAAAUGCUUAGUCAGUAAAUGAUGUAUUGUGUUGGAGUGUUGGAGUGUGCCUCUGGCUAUCAGUAAAUAAAAAAACAAAAAAAUAAA